GAAUUAUUAAGUGUUUGAUCACCAAAAGUGUAAUUGAACUGAGUUAAAGACUUCCAACAAAUUUAAAUUAGUAAUUUAUUUGAUUUGAUUUGAUUGAUUUAAUUGAUUUUGGAAGUAGAAGUUUUAAUUUAAAAGGAAAUUUAUUUGCAAACAAAAAAGAAAGAAAAGAAGAUUUAAUUAACUUAUUUCGCAAUUAAUUUAAGAAUAACAAACAAAAUUCUAUCUAUUAUCAAAUGAAUUCUCAUAUUUAAUUUAAAGGAAAUAACUAGCAAGCGGCAAAUCCCAUAGUUGAAGAGAUUAAAAAUUUUUACAUAAAUGAUAUAUACGAGAUCGUAAAGAAUAGCAAAAGGAACAUUCACUUUUCCAUUCUUUUAUUUUGCUUUUACUAAUUAACGCUCGUCUAAAUGCAGUUAGAUAACUCCACUUAUAAUCAAUUAACGUCAAAUAAUGGAAUAUAUUCUAACUUUAUUGAGUAUGUCUUCUUUUUAAAAGAAUUUACAAAUAGUACAAGGAAUUAGCAUCAAUAGGAUUACGCAGUUAUAGCAUUUUUUACAUUAAAUUGCUUUAUUCUUCUUUUUUUGUUCAUAAAUUUGAUUUUUAGAGACAGGAUUAGAAAGGAUAAGUUUGAAAUAGUUUCACAACUGCUCCAAAGUUAUGAGUACAUCAUUUCUCUACCUUCACUCUAUAUUUCUCUGUCUAAUUACUAGUUCUAUUUGUCAUUCGUUAACAUUCCAAUAACUAUUUUUAUAGGAUCACUAAUAGUGUCUCUAGAUUAUGAUUACUAAUUCUUAGAAGAAGACCUAUUGUAAAAAAGCGACUCUCAUUUAAACCCAACAAUUUUCCACUUGAAUUUAGUUCUUUGUAUUACUAGUUGCUUUUUUGACAUUUAUGUGAAUAUAGGAUGCUCAUUUGUUAUAAACGUGCUGAAGUUAUUUAUUAAUUUAAGAAACCACACUUAUAUCAAUAAAAAAGCAUGUCGAUGGAUGAUUAUUCUUUCUUUAAUGAAAAUAUGCUUGAUAUUUCCUUUGCUAGUCUAUUGUCUAUAGGGAGAAAUGCAAGAAUUAUUAUUUUUAGUCAGCUUAGUUAUGUUUCCGAUAUCGUAUAAGUUAGGAAAUAUACUAUUUGUUAAUUGGUAUAACUAUAUUAGCCUUGAUAGUGUAGCUGAUGAAAAUCAUGUAUCAAGUUUUAGCCUAUUCAAUAAUAUUCUUGAUGAAAAUAACGAAAAUAAAAAAAUAGAUAUAUUUUGCAGACUUUUAGUUGAUAAUUUGAAAGAAAAAAUUAAAUUCUCAAAUUAAGUAAAGAAUUCAACAUUCAUAUUUGCUUAGCAGGUAUAUUAUUUAGAUGAAGAAGAGAAAGAAAAUUCAAAAAAAGAAGAAACUUAAUUACUCCUCAGAAAUCCUACUGAUAAAAAAAAUUAAAUAACUAAAACCAUUUCCAAGCUUAAAGACAAGCUUAAAGAGAAAGAAGAAUUUAUUGAAAAUAACUCAGCCAAUGUCGAUGAUACAUUUAAUUCAAAGUCUUUAUAGGUUAUAAUAAAGAUUUAUAAUUCUAUUUUGAAUAAAAAAAAAUCUAAAAGUUCUUAGUUAACUGAAUUACAUUUUUCUUACCUAACUUUAUUAUCUACUUUGAACUUAAAUUCUUGUCUUUCUUACACUUAAAUCUUGAAUAUCAAGUCGAACACAAAGCUUCGUUUAGGAUGGAAAGACUAACAAAAGAUGAAAAACAUUAUGAAACUUGCUGAUAUUCAAUCUAUGCUAAACUAAAAAAGAAUUAAAAAAGGUGAUGAAUUUUAAUUGUACCACAUAUUAAAAUUUGAAGAGGAAAUGAAUAAAAUUUAAAAGCAAUAUUUUGAGUGCAUGAGAUAAUACAAAAUGGCUGUUGAAAAGUUGUCUAUGAGUUUUAUAGAUAUCAACGAAAUUUUAAUUCUUUUGAAGUAAUACAGAGAUGAAAGAGGUAAUUUAGAGAAUAAAAUCAAACAGUAGUUAUAGUUUAACAGUCACAGCGAAUCAUUAAAGAAUCUGUGCAUAAACUUUGAUUAUUAUAUGCUCCAUAAUUAGUCUCUGCUUAAGUUCUAUGAAAAGCAAAACAGAUAAUCGAUUUUACAGCUUAAGACCAAAGAGUAUUACAGUAAGCAAAGCUGUUUUAUUUAUGUUUCGCUGCUUGAGAGAUCAUUUGGUAUUGUCUAAAAGGCAAACAGAGCAUUUAUAUAAGCAUUCGGCUUUGCCAAUAAGUCUCAAGUCUUAAACAAAUCUAUUUUGUAAAUAUUCCCAAAUAACUUCUUUAAAAAAUCGUAAGAAAGCGUGCUUUCAAAAAUAAUAAAUGAGAACUUCCUUUCUCUGUAUAAUUAAUAUUUUCAUUUACCCCUUUUUAUAGGCAAGAAUUCCUUAGGAUAUGCGAUACCAUUACAGUUAAAGAUUCAAAGUUAGAUUGUGGACUAAAACGACUUUGGAGUCACUAUAUGGGCAAAGCCAAUUAAAGAUGAUAAUCUCUACGUCCUUCUUGAUUCCAAAGACCACUCAAUAAUUAAAGUUGCUAGCAAAAUAUUUUAUGAUGAAUUCAUGUAUGAUAAUUUUAAUUUGCAAUUCUAACGAGCUUUGAGAAUGGACAGCUUAAUUCCCAUAAUAGAUGAUUUAAUUAAGACAAGCAAGAUAGAAGUAGGAAAAAAAUUUGAAACCAUUCUCAUUUAACCUUUUGAUAGAGUUGAAGCAUAGUCUAGAUCGAAUAUUAAAGACCCGAAUUUCUUAAAUCAUUUGAAGUUUUAGAAUAUCUUCUAAGUGACUGUUCACUUUUAGAGCUUUGAUUCAAAGCUAGCGCAGUUUGUAAACAUGAUCAUAGAGAACUACGAGCCAAUAUACUACUUGAAGGAUAAGAUUUAAUAUAUUUAAUUGUAUUAAAAUCAAAUAAAAGAAUUAUGUGGAAUUUAAUUGUAAUUCGAUCCUAACUACGAAGAAGAUAAUAUGAGCGAUAUCAGAGCAAAAUCUUAUUAUUUUGAAAAUUCUUUUAAGAGCAGAGUUGUAAAGCAGUAAACUCGUAAAGUUAGUUAGAAUACGAACCAAAAUGAGUCUACAGCAGAUAAUCUGAUGCAAAGUAAUAUAAAUACAGAAUAGAGUAAUUCAAAUUUGAAAUUAAAACCAAGCCGCUACUCAACAAAUGACAACAUUAAGGAAACUUCUGAAAUAAAGAACAUUCAAAAAAUUGUUGAUUUAAAUUAAGAAAUCUUAUUGUUGGGUUCAUUGUAAAAAGAAAAUCCCAUCGAUAAUAUUAAUGAUAGCAAGUUAAUAAAUAUUUAGAGUUCUGAUAGAAUUGAACUGAAUGAAAAGGUUUAGAACAACCAUAACAAUAGCAAUAGCAACCAUUAAAAUUUUAAUUAGCAACAUAGGUUAAGCAAUUUAAAUAGCAGUCUAUUUUUAGGUAAUAGCUUGAUCAAUAAUAAUUUUUAACAAGACUAAUAGCUAACAAAAGAUGAGAGCUAGUUAAAUAACUUUAAUGAUGUCCACCAUUCGAACGAAGCUCUAUAUCAUUCUAAUAAAAAAUAUUAAGCAGCUAAAUAUGAUGAUAUUAUGGUUAUUUAAGAAGAAAACCAAGAAUUUAACUCGAAAAACACUUUCAAUGUCUAAGAAUUUAACUCAAGAUAGCAUUCUGCUAAUCAAUUACUUUCUAGUAAGCAUGGUUUACAAUUUAAUAGUGCCUUUAGAUCAAAGUAGCAAACAAUUGGUACUAAAAAAGAAGAUAAUUAAGAGCAAGAUAAAGAAAAAAGUAAUCUGAAGGAAAGCAAAAAUCCUUUCACGUAAGAUGGUGGAAGUAGAAGACAAAAAAAAUAGGAUCUACAAUCAGUUUCUUCGUCAAGUAAAUCAGUUGAAAACAAAUAUUUAUUUGAAAUGAUUCAUACUAAAAGAUAAAUAAGCUAUCUUAAAGUCAUUAACUUUAUUGGUAUUGCAUCUGUGUUAAUAACUCUUUCUUUGACUUUGUCAGGAUUUUUUACAUUUCUUUUUAGCUUGAUCUCAUAAAGAGAGAAUUUCAAGUUCAUAAACUGGGUUUAUAUGAUAAAUAUAAAUUUAAGUUACGCUUUAUCAGAACGCUACUUAAUAGAACUGAAUAGAAAUAACUUUUUAUACACUCCAUAAUCUAUGAAUUAAACAUUUAGUGAAUCACUUAUGUAAGAAAACCUAUCUAGAAUUAAUAAAAGCUCGUAAGAAAUGCUAUUACUCUAUAAUAACACCAAUCCAGAUAUCUAAGUGUUUAAUAUUAUUUAGUAAAAGUAUUUACCUCAAAAAAUUUUUUAAAGUCUGAAUACAUAUCAACAAUACAAUAUCUCUAUGCUGUAUUCAAUUCUUUUGUAAAUAGAAGGUCUCUUUUAUUUUAUUUAAGAUUUAGAUCCAUACAGAAUUAUAUACAAACAAAAUAGAAUUAAUUACCCAACAAUUAAUAAUUAAGUCACAGCUGUUUUUGAUUAGUUGAGUACCCAGUAUUAAACAUAACUGGACUCCAUUUUGAGUUAGAGUUUAAUUCAGCUUUAUGUUGUUCUUAUUGUUUCCUUACUUUUCUUAGUCAGUAUCAUCCCAAGCUUUAUUUUCACCAAACUUAGGUAACAAAAAAUAUUAGAGCUCUUUGCUACAUUUGACCCUGCUACUUUGAAAGAAAUACUAGGCUAACUAACCUAUCAAUUAACACUCUAUGGAGGAUUUGAUAAAAAUCAAACUAUUGGGUCGAAAUCUAACUUUUCUAAUAUGAACUAAACUCACAUUUCUAAACAGGCAUAAGCAAUUGUUAAUGUAGAAAAGAAAUUGAAUAUAAGUAGAACAUCAGUUAUUUAAUAUUCAGUCAAGUAUCUCGCAUUAGCCCUAAUUUUGAUAUUUGGUCUAAUUAUGAUAUACCCAAGCGUUUUCUAUGUUACAGUUAGGGAUUUCAUAAAUAAUUCAAAUAUCAUCUUCUAAUUUAACAAUGUUGUGUGCAAAACAUAUUUUAUUGUUGCCAACACUAACAGAUCAAGGUAAGGUUUGUUAGUAGCUUUUCUGAUGCCUUAAGAUUAAGCAGUAACUGUAUCUUAAUAUUAAAGUUCCUUAGAAGAUAUUCUUGAUACAUUAAAAGAUUUACCUGACAUGAUAAAUCAAAAUUUAACCUAAAUAGAUUAAAGCAAUUUGUAUAAUAACCAAAUUUAUUAGAGUUUUCUAAAGAAUGUUUACACUGGAAAUGCAUGUGAUACAAUGAAUAAUUUUACACAAUAUUAAAAUAAUGACUUUCUUUACAGUUAGUGUAACUCAGUAGGUAAAGGUUCCCUUUAAAAAGGUCUGCUUAAUGGUGUAUUUUAAUUCAUUUCUGUAUUGAAAGAUUUUGCAUCUUUUGCUUUCAGCUAUGAUCUUUAAACUUUUUAAGCUGGUUUAAAAUAAUACUAUGCUAACAGCGCUGCUUAUUCGCAAUUUUAUUUCAAAGUAGAAUUGUCUAAAGCUCAUGAGUAUAUCAUGAAUUUCUUUUAAGAUUAAAACUAAUAGCUUUACGAUUAUUAUGAAAAAAUCGCUAUAGUCUUGGUCGCAUUCUAAGUGUCUUUUGUCAUAUUAAUCUUUUCAGUUAGUUGGUAUUACUAUUUUAGCAGUAUAAACAAUAUCAUUUUUAGUACCAAACAACUUUUGGAUAUCUUUCCUUAAACAACUUUAAUUUAAAAUACUUAUAUAAUGUCAUAUUUACGUAAAAAUGAAUGAUCAGUGU
This is a messenger RNA of Tetrahymena thermophila SB210, 5703 nucleotides long. RefSeq names its product transmembrane protein, putative. NCBI's taxonomy places the organism in Eukaryota, Ciliophora, Oligohymenophorea, Hymenostomatida, Tetrahymenidae. The record is from RefSeq and is a predicted model, not a curated record. The transcript has 5 exons.